This is a messenger RNA of Salarias fasciatus (jewelled blenny), 1211 nucleotides long. It is a transcript of the gene rac1b, whose product is annotated as Rac family small GTPase 1b. The transcript is spliced from 6 exons. Gene Ontology annotation, biological process: small GTPase-mediated signal transduction. NCBI's taxonomy places the organism in Eukaryota, Metazoa, Chordata, Actinopteri, Blenniiformes, Blenniidae. Gene Ontology annotation, molecular function: GTPase activity; GTP binding. The coding region runs from base 268 to 846 and encodes 192 amino acids. The record is from RefSeq and is a predicted model, not a curated record.
UUCCCAGCUUCCACUUCAGACCACGAAAGCAUGGGAAUGUCGCGAGGGGAUUUCUGAGCAAACUUGCGUUAAAGUGCGAUACAAGUGACUCCAAGUCCCCCCAGGUGUUUUUCCACACUUCAGGAGCUCCAGCCGCAGCACCCAGGGCCGAGAGCGGGACGCCGUUCGGGCCGUUUCACCAGCGAGCGAGUCCGGACAAAGGAAGCGAGAGCCGAGCUAACGUUAGCUGCUCCCGGGCUAACUUAGCAUUCCUCCAGCUGCGGCGCGAUGCAGGCCAUAAAGUGUGUUGUUGUCGGGGACGGCGCUGUGGGUAAGACCUGUCUGCUCAUCAGCUACACCACCAAUGCCUUUCCCGGAGAGUACAUCCCCACAGUGUUCGACAACUACUCUGCCAAUGUCAUGGUGGAUGGGAAACCAGUGAACCUGGGCCUGUGGGAUACAGCCGGGCAGGAAGACUACGACAGACUCCGCCCACUUUCCUACCCACAGACGGAUGUGUUCCUCAUCUGCUUUUCACUCGUGAGUCCUGCCUCCUUUGAAAACGUCCGUGCCAAGUGGUACCCCGAGGUGAGACACCAUUGUCCCAACACUCCCAUCAUCCUCGUGGGCACCAAGCUGGAUCUGAGAGACGAUAAGGACACCACCGAGAAGCUGAAGGAGAAGAAACUCUCCCCGAUCACCUACCCCCAAGGGCUGGCGAUGGCCAAAGAGAUUGGUUCUGUCAAGUACCUGGAGUGCUCCGCCUUGACUCAGCGUGGCCUUAAAACAGUUUUCGACGAGGCCAUCCGGGCCGUGUUGUGCCCUCCGCCCGUGAAGAAGAAGGGGAAGAGGUGCACACUCCUCUAAGACUUCCUCCACUGGAGCAUUUACCGGGGAACAUGACCGCUAGUGGAUGAGGGUGGCUAAAGACACAGGAGAAAAAAACACCAGUAUACACACUUUAAAAAAAAAAAACACACACACACGAAACAAAACAAUGUACUUCAGAUUCUGUCCUUCUAUAAGUGUAGCUACAAGUUUUACCAACCGCUUCCUUGAAAAACUCCAUAUAUGGUGAGAUGAAGAGGGAAGGGCUGAGACAGCCGUAGACCCGAGUUCUUUCCUAACAAUGUAUACUGUGUAGACAAGACUCUGAAUUUCUCGAGGCCUUCUUAAAUGGAUUGGAUGUUUUGUAAAGAAAAAAAAAAAAAAACUAGACCGUGGAAUGUCUC